AUUGCCUAGGCAGCACAUUUUAAAAAUCUCUAAAUUUGUCAAAUUAUAUAAUAUGACUUUGUGUGCGUGUAUAUGUGUCUAAGUGGGCAACCAAAUACGUGAUAAAUUAACGCAUUAAAAUCAAAACAGAGAACGUAUGAAAUGUAUUUCUGUUGGAAUGUGUGGGGUGCUGUGAAGGGUAUGGGGGUUGCCGCACUGUUGGGGUGCAUAACAAAGGAAUCAAGUGAACCAAAAGUGAAAUACGGUUAAGCAACAGCUGUUUAUUGUGCCCGUUGUCUGGUCAGACAAUUCCAAUCAGAAUUGCAUCACAACGAAUUGCUCAAAACGUAAACGAAACGCAACGAAUCUGCCAUGAGCCGCCUUAUAGAGAAGCCCAACAUUGCCAUGUCCAUUACAUCAACAGGUAGUCAAUUAUCCAGCACAGUUGUCACUGGCUCGGCCAUAGCAGACGACACACCUGCUCCGGCAGAGGACGAGGAUGGCCACAGAAGCGCAACGGGAAUCCAAACUCCAGUUGCCUCCGUCGAACAGAACGCCAAGUCCACAAGUGUGCGCAACAAAGUGGACCAGGUCCUCAUCAGUCUGAUAUCGGGCGCAGCGGCCGGGGCUUUGGCUAAGACCACAAUAGCACCGUUGGACCGCACGAAAAUCAAUUUUCAGAUACGCAAGGAUGUGCCAUUUUCAUUCAAGGCUUCGCUCAACUACCUGCAGCAGACAUAUGCCAAGGAGGGCGUCCUGGCGCUGUGGCGCGGCAACUCGGCGACUAUGGCACGCAUUGUGCCCUACGCAGCCAUCCAGUUCACGUCCCACGAGCAAUGGCGACGCGUUCUGCAGGUGGACCAGAAUGGCGCUAAUACGAAAGGACGUCGUUUUAUCGCCGGUUCGUUGGCGGGCAUCACAUCACAGUCCUUGACCUAUCCUUUGGACUUGGCUCGCGCUCGCAUGGCUGUCACGGAUAGAUACACGGGCUAUCGCACGCUGCGUCAGGUGUUCUCCAAGAUCUGGGUGGAGGAAGGUCCGCGUACCCUGUUCCGUGGCUAUUGGGCUACUGUUUUGGGUGUUAUACCUUAUGCGGGGACCUCAUUCUUCACCUACGAAACGCUCAAACGCGAAUAUCAUGAAAUUAUUGGCAAUACAAAACCGAAUGCUUUAGUUUCGCUGGCAUUUGGCGCCGCAGCCGGUGUAGCUGGUCAAACGGCUAGCUAUCCGCUGGACAUUGUGCGUCGGCGAAUGCAGACGACCCGGGUGAACAUCAAUGAGCCGCAACGUUCUCUCACGAUACUGGGAACGCUUAUUAAGAUAUACAGGGAGGAGGGCAUCAAAAACGGCUUCUAUAAGGGCCUGAGUAUGAACUGGAUUAAGGGUCCCAUUGCCGUUGGCAUUAGCUUCUCCACGUAUGAUCUGAUCAAGGCUUGGCUUAUAGAAUUGUCUCAUUUGAAGCGCGGUCGGGCUGAAAAUUAGCAGAUGACCUUCAAACACAUACACACACAAACACACAUACUCAUUGACUUACAAACACACAUGCAUACACACCUACA
Drosophila hydei is the source of this 1538-nucleotide messenger RNA. RefSeq names its product mitochondrial coenzyme A transporter SLC25A42-like. The record is from RefSeq and is a predicted model, not a curated record. NCBI's taxonomy places the organism in Eukaryota, Metazoa, Arthropoda, Insecta, Diptera, Drosophilidae. The transcript is spliced from 6 exons. Bases 352 to 1461 code for a protein of 369 amino acids. Gene Ontology annotation, biological process: transmembrane transport.